UUGGAGACAGACUGCAGAUGGAUAAACAGACCGGAUCUCUCAGUAUCACGAACACCAAAAGCACAGACUCCGGAGUUUAUCACAUAAAAAUCAGCAGCAGAAAUAAAGUCUCAUACAAGAAGUUUAGAGUUACAGUAUGGUUGGACACAGUUAAAGUGAGAGCGGGAGACUCGGUCACUCUAAACACUGGGAUGACUGAACUAGAGGAGGACAGUAAGAUACUGUGGACACAUGGAGAUCACGAAACCUGCAUUGCUAAAAUCAACAGAGCCACCAAUAAGACGUCAUUGUAUCGUGGUAAUGAUGUGAGAUUCAGAGACAGACUGCAGCUGGAUCACCAGACCGGAUCUCUGAGCAUCUGGAACAUCAGCAUCACACAUUCAGAUGUCUAUAAACUACAGAUCAGCAGCCGCACACGGAGCAAAUGCAAAAGAUUUGUGCUUAUUGUCAAUGAAAACACUGUGUCAGUGACGGAGGGAGACCGAGCUGAACUAAACACUGAUGUUAGUGAGCUACACAGAGACUCUCUGAUCCUGUGGAUGUUCGGCCCCAGAGACCGUCUCAUAGCUAAAGCUGACCUGGAGAACCGUAAGAUAUCUACAUAUGAUGGUGUUGGUGGACGAUUCAGAGACAGACUGCAGCUGGACCUUCAGACCGGAUCUCUGAGCAUCACAAGCACCACGAACACAGACUCUGGACUUUAUAAACUCAAGAUCAUCAGCAGCAGAGAGACCAGAUACAAGCGAUUCAGAGUUACUGUCUGUGAGGACAGAGAGAGAGAGAUCCAUCCAGAAGACACUGUGGAGUCCACUCAGAGAGAGAAAACAGAGGAGAUACCAUUGCUCAAGAUCUAUAGUGGCACUAGUGUUUGACAGAUAUAUAUAAUUUUAUCAGAAAUGGAACUAAAUCUAAUUGUUAAAAAUAAAAACUCUGCUUUCAAGCUCCUCAAUCUGUUGUUUUCUUCAGGUGAAGGAGUUUUUCAUAGAAAUAACCUCAUCUCAUGUAUUCAUUUCUCUCCAUUGCGUUUCUAAGGAAAGAUUGCGAUCAAAUAGCAC
Carassius auratus (goldfish) is the source of this 1055-nucleotide messenger RNA. RefSeq lists its product as uncharacterized. NCBI's taxonomy places the organism in Eukaryota, Metazoa, Chordata, Actinopteri, Cypriniformes, Cyprinidae. The record is from RefSeq and is a predicted model, not a curated record. The transcript is spliced from 4 exons. The coding region runs from base 18 to 872 and encodes 284 amino acids.